CCGCGCACCGGACGUGUGGCCGUCGAGCCGGAGGCCUCCCGCACCGUCCGUUCCGUUCCCCAUGCGCGGCCGUGCUUCACAUGGCCCUGCCUGCCGCCGGAGGAAGCCAAACCCAACCCGUUCAUCUCCACCACGCAAUCAAUCUCGCCCGCGCGCGCCUCCAUAAAACCCAGCCGCAAGCACCACCGGCGUCAGCAGCAGUGUCCAGUAACGAGUCUCAAGUCACGUCUGAACCCAGAAGCUCCUGCCAGUGCCAGCGGCAGACAGAGACCAUGCUCGUCAGGAGCUCCUCCACGCCGGUCCUCGGCGCGCUGCACGCCUCGUCCGGCGGCCACUCCCCGGCCGUCCACCUCGCCGAGUCCUCCCCGACGGUCGCCUACCACCCGCCCGCCAUCUCCUGCAGCCUCUCCAGCUCCGGCGGCGGCGGCGGAUCCGACCACGAGCGCUCGCGCGGCAGCACUGGCGGCGGGGGCCUUCGCCGGGCCUGCUCGGACGGCAACCUCUCAUCCCUGGGCGGCCGGGCCGACGACCACCACCGCUCCAGGCCGGCGCCGCUCGAGACGAUCCAGUCCUUCGCGGCCCGCGACGGGUCGUGGGACGAGGAGGACGACGAAAACGACAACGCCGACACCGACACCGACCAGGAGAUGAGCUUCGGGAUGUUCGGCGCCGUCACCAGCGGCACCACCACGUACACGCAGGAGCACCCGCUGUUCCUGGCGAGGGGUCUGGGGAUCGACCGGCUCGGCUCGGGCCUCCUCCUCACCGACGACGGCGGCAUCAACGGCGGCGCCGGUGGCACCUACCUGGUGGCCUCGGGCGGCGGCGGGUCCGGCAUAGAGGCGCACUACAAGCAGCUCAUCGAGGAGGACCCCUGCAACGGCCUCUUCCUCCGCAACUACGCGCAGUUCCUCUACCGGGUCAAGGGGGACCGCCGCAGGGCGGAGGAGUACUACUCCCGCGCCAUCCUCGCCGACCCCGACGACGGCGAGCUGCUCUCCGAGUACGCCAAGCUCGUCUGGGAGGUGCACGGGGACGAGGACCGCGCCUCCGGCUACUUCGAACGGGCCGCCAGGGCCGACCCGCACAACAGCCACGUCCUCGCCGCGCAGGCCGCCUUCCUGUGGGACACCGACGACGGUGCUGGCCCUGAAGAGACGACGAUGAGCUACACCGGGUUCGCCGCCGCCGCUGCUCGGUCAUCCAUGGCUUCGGCGACGAGCUGAAUCUUGCUGCUGCUGUCCUCUCACUGAAGCUGACGUUGAUAGGCGGAGCUCGUGUUCUUCUUGUUUCAGUACUGUAGACUCCCAAUAAUUGUAGCACCUCAUCAUGGCCAUGGCCAUGGCCAGCCUGUGUGUACUGCUUACUGUAGCCAACAAGAUUCUCCUGUCAUUUCUAUUUCUAGUGCUGCAUUCCUUCGGAAUCUCA
Lolium perenne is the source of this 1428-nucleotide messenger RNA. RefSeq lists its product as uncharacterized. The record is from RefSeq and is a predicted model, not a curated record. Gene Ontology annotation, molecular function: protein binding. Lineage: Eukaryota; Viridiplantae; Streptophyta; Magnoliopsida; Poales; Poaceae.